UCUCCUGAGUGCGUUUAAGGAAAUCAGUGAAAGAAGCAAAGAAGAAGAGAAACAGUAUCAGAUUUAUCAGCAUAUCAGCACAGCAAAAGCAUGAUCUGGCCUGAAAAUGUGCUGUAGAAGCGCUUCCUAACUUUUUAUUGUCACAGGAAAAAGAAGCUAUGUUGUGACACUUAUAACCCGCAGUUGAUUACAGCAUGCAUUACCCCCAAAUCCCUUCAGAGAUACACAAACAUUUCCCAAGAGGGAGCCAAGGACAGUCAGGUAGGCGACAAACAUUUGCUGUAAUAAUCAAUGACUUAUUGAUUGUCUCCUUUCAUUUAAACUUAUUGAUUGUUCACAGAUCACCGACAAUGAAAAGUAAGAUGAACGUAAGCUGAUCUACUGAUAACUUUGGAUUUGCUACCAUCUUCCUUAAGCCCAAGUAUUUCCUUUGAUCAGAGAUGUGCUGUAUAUUUCAAAGACUCUCAACAGAGGCUUCGUUGAAAACAGCAGAUCAGAAGCACAACAGCAGGAGCUGCAGUCCUCCGCUCACAAACAGUCCUUGGGGGCACCACAGCUUCAUGUGACACGUGUCACAAGUAACUCAUUUACCUGUGAAAGGACCAAUCAUCUCUGGAGUUUGAACUCAAAUAUGUAAGGAAUCCUUUAGAUGGACCGUCAGUCUGCAGGCCAGUAGGAUUGCUGUUGUGACUCUGAGCAUGGGGGCCAUGCCAUUGCAUCGUGUGUGUGGAGUAUUUGUAUUCCUCAGUGUAUGUCUGAUUUCCUUCACGGCACCUUGCGAUGGAGGAAACAUUCUGGUGUUCCCAGUGGACGGCAGCCACUGGAUCAAUAUGAAAGUCCUGCUGGAGGAGCUUCACGCCAGGGGACACAACAUCACUGUGAUACGGGCCUCCACCAGCUGGUACAUCGCAGAAAAGUCUCCUCUCUACACAUCCAUCACCUUGGAUAUGAAUGAAGGUUUAGAGAACUUCUUUGAGGUGUACCUGAAAGAGCACAUGAGGGCGCAGAGAGAGGGGGCCUCAGCACUUACUUUCUUCAAACUCACCAAACAUUUCCUUUCUAUGAUUUCGAGUGCCCACUCACUGUGGUCUAACGCCCUAGCCCGUAUGUUUGAUGAUGAAAAGCUAAUCAAUAGCAUGAAGGAUUCCCAAUAUGAUCUUGUUCUCACUGAUCCAGCCAUAGCACCAGGGGUUGUAUUAGCCAAGUAUCUCAAACUGCCUUUGGUGCUCAAUGUUCGCUGGAUCACCAGUGGAGAAGGCCACUUUGCCAUAGCCCCCUCACCACUCUCCUACAUCCCAGUGCCAGGAUCAGGCUUAACGGACAAGAUGACUUUCAUCCAGAGGGUCAAGAACAUACUUUUCUACGGCAUUAUAGUGUUCCAGCAGAAAAUCAUGGUGGGGCCAAGCUAUGAAGUCAUCUGUGACAAAUAUAUCGAGGGUGGAUGCGACAUCGUCUCGCUUCUUCAGGAAGCAGACAUUUGGCUGUUCAGGUCAGACUUUGUAUUUGAAUUCCCUCGGCCCACAAUGCCAAAUGUAAUCUACAUAGGAGGGUUCCAGUGCAAGCCGGCCCAACCUCUGCCAGCAGACCUGGAGGAGUUUGUUCAGAGUGCUGGGGAGCACGGAGUGAUCAUCAUGACUCUGGGAACUUUGGUUAACGCUUUGCCCAAGGAGGUCGCAGACGAAAUUGCCAGCAUCUUUGCCAAGAUGCCUCAGAAGGUGAUAUGGAGGCACAAAGGGGAGCGUCCUUCUACUUUGGGCAACAACACCCUGAUAGUGGACUGGAUGCCACAGAAGGACCUCCUGGGCCACCCACAGACCAAAGUCUUUGUUGCUCACGGUGGAACCAAUGGAGUCCAGGAGGCCAUUUACCACGGGGUCCCCGUGCUCGGCAUACCCUUGUUCUUUGACCAGUAUGACAACCUCCUCCGCCUGCAGGAGAGAGGAGCUGGCAAGAUCAUUCAGCUGGGAGAUGUUAACAGCCGCACUUUUGAGCAAGGUGUCAACGAAGUGCUCCACCAAGACAGCUAUAGACAGAACAUGCAAAGACUGUCACGUUUGCACAGAGAUCAGCCCAUGGCACCCAUGGAUCAGGCCAUCUUCUGGGUGGAAUAUGUGAUACGCCAUAAAGGGGCUCCUCACCUGCGUACAGAGGCCUAUAAGAUGCCCUGGUACUCAUACUACUGUUUAGACGUCCUGCUAUUCUUGCUGACUGCAGCGACUGUUCUGCUGCUCUCUACUUUUGCCAUUUUCAGGUUCCUAUGCUGCAGAAGUAGAAGAAGGAUCAAAACCAAGCAACACUGAGGUUCAAUUUGUCUAGAAAUAUGCUUCAGUGAGAUCUCUGAACAUUGUAUUUAGACAUAUAGUACAUCUUAAGUUUGUAUCUCUGUAUUAUUUAUGAAGUAAAAUGAUAUCAGUCAACUGUCUUAGCCAUAUUAAAUAUAGUGAAAGUACUGAAGCCCCUUCUUUUAGUCAAUGUGAUUUUGCAAUUUCACAUCCACUGAUAUAAUAAGAUAUGAAGCCAUUGGCUCAAUGCCCAGACAGUGAUCCACUUCCAAUGUAACAAAACCCUGAGCACUUUUUAUCUUCUCAAACCAAUUCAGAUGUGACACAAUGGAGAAAGUCCAUAUAAUCAACAUAUGUUCUGAAUUCUGUAAUUUUAUUUACCACUGUUUAAAAGGAAUUGCUUUUGUUUGUUUUCACUGCAAUAGUGGAUAUACUGCAAGAAAAUCUUUCCAAUUCCAGUAAAUCACCCUGGAAACACAAUCCUGUAACUUGAGUCUUGCCGUCUGUAACUCUUCCUUCACUUCAUCAAUGUCUUGGCCUCACAUGCUUCCAUUCCAGCAGAAGCCCUUGUCCAAAUCCAAAGCUUGUAAAACAAAUGCCCACACUCUAUGCAGGACAUCGCAGCUGACAUUUUUGUGAGGCUAUGAGGCCAAAUUUCCACUGAAACCAGAGGACAAAUCAUACUGCAGUUCAUUAAGUAUUCAGAAAGAUUUGAUAAUGAUAAGAAACUAGAAAAACCUUACAGGGAAACAGAUGUAGCUGGGAUAAAUACAUUAAUA
This is a messenger RNA of Chelmon rostratus (copperband butterflyfish), 3061 nucleotides long. RefSeq names its product UDP glucuronosyltransferase 5 family, polypeptide D1 (gene ugt5d1). Gene Ontology annotation, molecular function: UDP-glycosyltransferase activity. The transcript is spliced from 5 exons. The coding region runs from base 699 to 2300 and encodes 533 amino acids. The record is from RefSeq and is a predicted model, not a curated record. NCBI's taxonomy places the organism in Eukaryota, Metazoa, Chordata, Actinopteri, Chaetodontiformes, Chaetodontidae.